AUGGAUGCGCAACCGUCUUCCAAGGGGGCUUGUCCGAAUGAUUUCACCGAUUUGCUGCAGCUUGCCGAACACGUCUUAGCAACAGAUGCCUCAAUGGAUGCCGUGUUGGUGACGAUAAUGCGCGCGGGUGUUCUAAUUCAGUAUGCCGCAUCCAACCCCGAGAUACUCUCGUCAAAAGCGCCCAUCUGCGCGGCGGCUGUCUGCGGCGGCUUGCUAAACGCUGUCACAUUUCUAUCUGCUCAUGACAUGGCCUCGCUACACCAGUCCAGCCUUGAUUCGAUUCGGAUGGUUUUUCGCCUAUGUCAAGUUGUUGACUUGAGGACAAAGUCGAUAUACAAUGGCCCUGGCAGCUGGGGUUGGUAUGUAUCCGGUGUGGAUGCCACCCGGUUGCAAUCUUUCUUGGAUUCGUAUCACGAAACUCAGAGCACGGCACAGAAUGAAAAGAUGAAAAUAGCCGGCACAGGGCUAGAAGAGUCAUGGCACACCGUCGUCGGUCCGCCACCCGUCCUGGAACACUUCUUCAGCACCAACCAACUGGUCAAGACGCUUCCCAGUUCAAAGCUGCGAAUAAGGGGCGUUUUACAUGUCAUCUCGGACGUUACCCAAGCCGAGAUCGAUCACAUAACCGCCGGAAUGACUUCUGUGCUUGCCAUGCUCGACAGCCCUGUCCCACGCGCAAACGUUGAUCUGAUAUCCAUAAGCCAAGGUGGUUUGCUCUCAGCGCCGACGUGGAGAAGUCUUCUAUCUCUAAUUGUCCGGGAUAUGCUGGGCCAGCCUCUUAACAUAACCAAGGGCCUAGGCGACCUCAAGUUGGCUCUCAAAGACGCCAUAUCGCUGCGGCUCUUCUGCGUGGGGCCUUCGGUUCAUAUCCCGACCAUGUGUGCGUAUUUGGAGUUUGAUUGCGACAAGAUUUUGAGCGUUGAGAAGGAACCCAAGUCACCAUAUCCAAAUGCUCCGGAAUCAGGGCAAAUCUCGGAAGAAGUAGCCGUCGUUAACAAGGACGAAAGCGAAUCAUUGGAUACGUUGACCAACAUCUCGGCUCAAACGGCCCGGAUGCCGAGUCCCACGAUAUCAAAAGCAAGAAGCACAACAACACUCACCGGCUGCGACGAGGUGGCCACCAAACCAUCGGUUGUAAGCCCCGGGGUUACUACCGGUGGUCCAAAGGCCAACAUUGUCCUCUUGCACGGCCGCAAAGCAUCGGGACCCACGCCACUCUUCCUAUUCCCAGACAUCACUGGCGGCGCAUUAAACUACAUGUUCCUGCAGCCGCUUCCCGAUGACCGGGCUCUGUAUGUUCUGGAAUCUCCGUACCUUGAUAGCGGCGAAAGCUUCACAUGUGGAGUCGAAAAGGUCUCAGCACUUUUCAAGCAGGCAAUAGUCGACGCGCAUCCCGCAGGCAACUUCUUCCUGGCGGGGUAUUCGGUCGGCGCCGUGUACGCAUACGAAACGGCGAGGCAGUUGAUCGCCGAGGGACACAGCGUGCAAGGACUGCUUCUGUUUGAUAUGGCGGUUCCGCUACUACGUCCCAACCCGGACGUGCUGCCAGCCAUCAAGCUGCUUUUCUCCCCGCCCAUGCUGAAAUCCAGCAUUUCGGCCAACCCGGCGGUUCAACGCAGCCAGGAAGCUCACAUGGCGCACAUGGUGCGCAGUGUUGCCGAAUACGACCCGCUUCCCAUGCCGUCAGAUCGCCGUCCGAGCCGCGUCUGGCUACUAUGGUGUAGCCGUAGCGUUAUAGAGCGGCUCGGCGAUGACGACUGCAAGUAUCUGGGCCAGAGCGGCUUUGUUAUGGAGCAGGUGCCUGGGUUCUUGGAGAGCCCAGCUAUUGGUCCGCUAGCUUGGAUCACAGCGCCAGGAAAGCCGCCAGGGCCGAAUGGCUGGGAUAGGCUUGUCGGUGGUCAAGUGAAGUGUGAUUCGAUUGAUGCUGAUCAUUUUAGUAUGCUUGUCACGCCUGAUGUCGCCAAGUUCCAGAAGGCGAUCCAGGAUGGUUUGGUAUACUGCAGUGGUGUUUGA
Messenger RNA from Colletotrichum navitas, 2013 nucleotides. Its product is annotated as Alpha/Beta hydrolase protein. NCBI's taxonomy places the organism in Eukaryota, Fungi, Ascomycota, Sordariomycetes, Glomerellales, Glomerellaceae. The coding region runs from base 1 to 2013 and encodes 670 amino acids. Gene Ontology annotation, biological process: biosynthetic process. The record is from RefSeq and is a predicted model, not a curated record. The transcript has 3 exons.